AUGGGCAACAAUGUAAUCCCCCUCGGUCGCGAGCUCGACCGAGUCCGAAGACGUGCUCUAGCCGAGACAUGGUUUGGGGGUCCAAAGCGACUGUUGUCGGACAAGACACUGCCGUCAUGGACCUCCUUCAAUCCAACUGCUCUAAGGGAUCAGGACAGCCUCGACAGGCCUUCCGAAGGUCUCCCGCUACUCUAG
Messenger RNA from Puccinia triticina, 195 nucleotides. RefSeq lists its product as uncharacterized. The record is from RefSeq and is a predicted model, not a curated record. The transcript has 2 exons. Bases 1 to 195 code for a protein of 64 amino acids. Lineage: Eukaryota; Fungi; Basidiomycota; Pucciniomycetes; Pucciniales; Pucciniaceae.